AUGCUGUAUUUCCAGAAUGAAACAAAUGAUGACGAGACUUUACUUCAACUAACCAUACGGAUUAAGAGUGCAAGGGUCACUGAUGAGCUGAAACGACUGAAGAAAGCUGUUGAUAAAUCAGUUUGGUUUCAAGGACCGGCUCAGGUGGACGCUUACUAUGCACCGAAUUUAAACGAAAUGAGUGCGCUUUUAGACAAUUAA
Messenger RNA from Thelazia callipaeda (thelaziosis nematode), 201 nucleotides. NCBI's taxonomy places the organism in Eukaryota, Metazoa, Nematoda, Chromadorea, Rhabditida, Thelaziidae. The record is from the annotation of a GenBank genome assembly.